Molecule: messenger RNA, 1360 nt
Organism: Diuraphis noxia (Russian wheat aphid)
Lineage: Eukaryota; Metazoa; Arthropoda; Insecta; Hemiptera; Aphididae
Gene: Mat1
Product: CDK-activating kinase assembly factor
Biological process (GO): positive regulation of cyclin-dependent protein serine/threonine kinase activity; nucleotide-excision repair; regulation of transcription by RNA polymerase II
Cellular component (GO): transcription factor TFIIH holo complex
Molecular function (GO): cyclin-dependent protein serine/threonine kinase activator activity
Source: RefSeq, a predicted model, not a curated record
UUCAUGUCUUUAUCGUCUGUGAAAGUGUGAAACCGUGGAGACUGUGGAGAGUCCGAAUUGUGGCUUGCGGUUGCGGUACAAGGCUGCUUUGUUGCGGUUCGCACAACCGUAGUCCACCCCCUACGAUCUUUAUAAUAAUUAUUGUAAUAAAUUAUAGGUUAUCAAUCUUUGUCAAACUUUAAUCAUCUGAAUCCGGCGCCUAACCUUCCAAAAACCAAGUCACGUUUUUUUAUGGCAUCGUGCCGUCUUUGAUAUUCUUACUGUUCAUGAAUUAGUGACUACCGAAUUUCCGGCCAUGGAGGAGCUUGCGUGUGUCCGGUGCAUGAGCUCCAAAUUCCGGAACCCAAACCUCGUGUUCAGCUUCAAUGUGUGCGGGCAUACCAUGUGCGCAAAUUGCAUAGAAGUGGCGUUCAUGAAAGGUUCUGGUCCGUGCCCUAAAUGUCUCAUUCCUCUACGACGUAACGGUUUUAAACUUCAACAGUUUGAAGAUGCUUCARUUGAUGUGGAAGUAGAAACACGAAAAAAAAUAUUACAAGAUUUCAACAAAACUGAAGAUGAUUUUGAAUCUUUAGAUGAUUAUAAUGAAUAUUUAAUAGAAAUUGAAGAUAUUAUAUACAAUCUGGUUAGGAAUAUUAAUGUAAUUGAAACUAAAGAACGUAUUGAUCAAUAUAAAAGAGAAAACAAAGAAAUUAUUAUGAGGAAUAGAAUGAAGUCUAAGCGUGAAGAACAAGCCUUAGAUGAAUUAAUUGAAGAAGAAAAGAUGCAUACUCAGUAUAAAAGAGAUGAAGUUUUAAGAGAUGAAGCUGAACAGAGAACUAAAAAACUACGAGUAGAUUCUGAAUUGAUUGAUAGUUUAGCACGCUCUAAUUCUGAUGCUAGAGACAUUGUUAACACAUAUACACAUAAAAAGGAAGAAAUUCCUGUCUCGAAACCAAAACCUAUUUCUAAACCUAUAAACUUUACAAAAUUUUCAACUGGUGUGAAAUUCAACCAGUCUUCUGUAUCAAUCUCAAUAAAAGAAGGUCCAUUAUUCAAAUAUGAACCAGUUUCUCAUCAACUUAAUGGCCCUUCCUGCCCAGAUAUUACACAAUUAGAUUCAUUAGGGUAUAUGAAAUACAUCAGAAGAGAAAGUUCUCAAGAACUUGCGGGUGGAUUUUUAAUAAAAACUUCCUGCUUACAUUAUGUACAAGAAUGUGUUUCAUCCUUGUAUGAAAGAAAGACUGGUAAAGUAUAAUAACUAAAUUUAAAUUCCAAUUAUGUGUUCAUUACCAAAGCUGUACAGAUGUAUUAAUUAAUGUAUAUGUUAAGUUACUUAAUAUUUUUUGACCUUAUUUAUACUUAUAUUUAUUUUUAAUUUCAA